This is a messenger RNA of Chanos chanos (milkfish), 840 nucleotides long. It is a transcript of the gene ch25hl1.2, whose product is annotated as cholesterol 25-hydroxylase like 1, tandem duplicate 2. The transcript has a single exon. The record is from RefSeq and is a predicted model, not a curated record. Gene Ontology annotation, biological process: lipid biosynthetic process. Gene Ontology annotation, molecular function: iron ion binding; oxidoreductase activity. The coding region runs from base 1 to 840 and encodes 279 amino acids. Lineage: Eukaryota; Metazoa; Chordata; Actinopteri; Gonorynchiformes; Chanidae.
AUGACCCUGUCGCUUGUGGGCGAGAUUUUAUUUUACGGCUAUGAGAAAGGAGAUUCUGUGCUUCAGCCUUUAUGGGACUAUCUGCGGCUCCAUCAUUCCGGCACUCUGAGAUCCCCUCUUUUCCCCGUCGUGUUGACGGUGUCGUCGUACUUUGUGUUCUGCUUUCCCUACCUGUUCUGUGACAUUAUGGGAGAAAAGUGGCCGUCGAUCCACCGUUACAAGAUCCAGCCAAGCAGGACUCCCACACCUGCAAUGCUGCUUCACUGCACUGGAAUCACUUUGCGUAACCAUCUUUUUCUGGUAUUUCCAGCUGCCGUGGCCCAGUGGGCAUGGAGACCACCUGUUCCUUUACCGGAGCGAGCACCAACUUUGUGGGAGCUCAUAGGUGGAGUGGCGGGUAAUCUUCUGCUUUUUGACUUGCAGUAUUUUAUAUGGCACCUGCUGCAUCAUAAAGUGCGCUGGUUGUACGUGACUUUUCAUGCCAUCCAUCACAACUACUCCGCUCCUUUCGCCCUGGCCACACAAUGUCUUGGAGGGUGGGAGCUUGUCACGGUGGGCUUCUGGACCACGCUCAAUCCGCUGUUGCUAAAAUGCCACCUGCUCACGACGUGGGUUUUUAUGGUGUUGCAUGUUUAUGUGUCAGUGGAGGAUCACUGUGGGUACGAUUUCCCCUGGUCCACGUCUCGACUAAUUCCCUUUGGGAUUUACGGAGGGCCUAACAAACAUGAUGUACACCAUCAGAAACCUAAUACAAACUUUGCACCUCAUUUUAGUCACUGGGACCGACUGUUUGGAACACACGCUGACUUCAGCUUCGCUACAGCUAAACCAAGACAGUAA